Molecule: messenger RNA, 2691 nt
Organism: Fusarium coffeatum
Lineage: Eukaryota; Fungi; Ascomycota; Sordariomycetes; Hypocreales; Nectriaceae
Exons: 5
Coding region: 1-2691 (896 amino acids)
Biological process (GO): peptidyl-threonine phosphorylation; peptidyl-serine phosphorylation
Cellular component (GO): nucleus; cytoplasm
Molecular function (GO): protein serine/threonine kinase activity; ATP binding; protein tyrosine kinase activity
Source: RefSeq, a predicted model, not a curated record
AUGGAUCCUCAGUGGCAGCAAUAUCCUGCCGCAGACUCGCCUGGCUCUUCGAGACGUCACAACGGUAACAACCAGACUUCUCGAGAUUACACCAACCAGCCCCCGCCUCAAGGCGGAUACAAAUACGACCAGUUUCACGGUGGCGCCCCCGUUCAUUCUGCUCCUCCUGCUUCUGCUCCUGUUGGUGGUCCCAACUCGGCCGCAUCUCCCAUCUCGCCUUCUCAGAUGCGCGACAACAACGGUGACGUCGCAAUGCACGACGCCCACGAUGCUCAUGCCGGUAUAAAAUACCCCAUGAGACCUCACCACCAAUCUCAUCUGUCGGGCAGCCGUCCCGUCAAUCUUCACUCUCCUCAAGAAUCAUCUGCUGCUCAACGAUACUCACCCAUGGAGACUCUGUCCCCCACUUCGCCUUACGCGCCCAAGUCUGCUUCUAACAGCCAGUUCACCAGCCCGACACAGCGACAAUCGCCCACACGCCAGCCCGAUUACUCUCAGUCUCCUUACUUUCCUGGUGCUCGUCAACAUCAGCCAGGGCAGCAUCUUCCUCCAAUUAAUCCCUACGCGUCGAGCGGCCAUCAGGAAAACUAUCCUUCGUCUGCUGUCAACAAUCUUGAUGCCGCCUUCAACCUUGACCCCAAGUCGCCGCGCCGACCUGUUCCUCAGCAAGUGACCAGGGGCCCGGUCCCAGAGUUCAAGCCAUUAUCGUCGUCAACAGACUUGCAACCAAAAGUCAACUCGCAACCACCCUUUCGUCGCGCCAACCCUGAAGGUGGCUUUAUCAGCCCCCUGCAGGCUCUUACUGUUCAAUUGCCUGCUACCUAUCGCAUUUGCAACCCGAGCUUCAAAUAUGAGUCGUCUCGCAACCCCCGCAGAGUUCUGACAAAACCUAGCAAGGGCACUAAGAACGAUGGUUACGACAAUGAGGACAGUGACUAUAUCCUUUAUGUUAACGAUAUUCUUGGGUCCGAAGAAGCCGGCCACAAGAAUCGUUAUCUUAUCUUGGACGUCUUGGGCCAAGGCACUUUCGGCCAGGUUGUCAAGUGUCAGAAUCUCAAGACACAAGAGGUGGUCGCAGUCAAGGUCAUCAAAAACCGCACUGCCUAUUUCAACCAGAGUAUGAUGGAGGUUUCCGUCCUUGAUCUGCUCAACACGAAGCUUGACAAGAACGACGACCACCACCUGCUACGCCUGAAGGACACCUUCAUCCAUCGACAGCAUCUUUGCCUGGUCUUUGAACUUCUGAGUGUCAACCUCUACGAACUUAUCAAGCAGAACCAGUUCAGGGGUCUGAGCACCACAUUGGUCCGCGUGUUUGCUCAACAGCUCCUCAAUGGUCUGGCACUUUUGAACAAGGCUCGUCUAAUCCAUUGCGAUUUGAAACCCGAAAACAUUCUUCUCAAGAACCUCGAAAGCCCAAUCAUUAAAAUCAUCGACUUCGGCUCGGCUUGCGACGAGCGACAGACUGUCUACACGUAUAUCCAAUCACGGUUCUACCGGUCUCCGGAAGUACUGCUGGGUCUGCCAUACUCAUCAGCCAUCGAUAUGUGGUCACUGGGCUGUAUUGUGGUAGAGCUGUUCCUCGGCCUUCCACUGUUCCCAGGAUCUUCAGAGUACAAUCAAGUAUCGCGAAUUGUGGAGAUGCUAGGAAACCCUCCCAACUGGAUGAUCGAAAUGGGCAAACAGGCAGGCGACUUUUUCGAAAAGCGACAAGAUGAAUUCGGAAGGCGGACGUACCAGCUCAAGCCAAUGGAACAGUAUGCCCGGGAACGCAAUACGAAAGAGCAACCUAGCAAGAAAUAUUUCCAGGCCAAUACCCUCCCCGAGAUUAUCAAAACUUACCCCAUGCCACGGAAGAACAUGAAGCAAAGCGAGAUCGACAGAGAAAUGAAUAACCGCAUCGCAUUCAUUGAUUUUGUUCGCGGUCUUCUUACAAUCAACCCUCUGGAGAGGUGGUCGCCACAACAAGCUAAACUUCACCCUUUUAUUACCCAGCAGAAGUUCACUGGCCCUUUUAUACCGCCGAUGAAUCUCAAGUCGAGCUCUCUGAACAGAUCACCGGCGCCUGGUACCCAGCAGCAACAGCAAGCCGAGGCGCUCAGCAAGCAGCGGGCGCAAGCAGCGCAACAGCAGGCCGCUUCAGCCGCCCCCAACCCUUACCCCGCGAAUGCCAACCAGUACGCGCAGCAAGGGCAUGCACAACCGCAGAUGUACGGAAACAGCUCUAUGUAUCCCCAGGGAGGCAACCAUGGCAACAUGCCUUCACCAUAUGGCCAACAGCAUGGUCAGUAUGGGCAGAUGCCUAUGUCUCAACAACCCCAGCAGAUGCCUCAGGGCCAGUAUGCGCAAAUGCCCCAGCCCAACAUGUAUCAGCAUCAGCAGGGUGGUAUGAGACCAGUCCGCCAACGCGCAUCUACUAUGGAGCAGCAGCAGAGUGGCAUUCCUGCCGCCAUUCAACGAGUUGCCAGUCACCUUGAUCCCAGCCAACCGAUCCGCCUGCAGCCCAGCCCGGCAUAUUAUCCACCUACUGGAGAAAGCAUGACGGGUGGUAAUAUCGAUAACCGAACAGGGGCAAACCGAAGAGGGAGCCGCGUGCAGCAAGGGGGUCGGGGUAACAGAGACUUCAUCCGCAAUUUGGAGGAGCGCACUCUAGAAGAAGGUUUUAUGGGAAACCAAAACACCUGGCAUUGA